Messenger RNA from Camellia sinensis, 906 nucleotides. The record is from RefSeq and is a predicted model, not a curated record. Lineage: Eukaryota; Viridiplantae; Streptophyta; Magnoliopsida; Ericales; Theaceae.
AUGUAUCACAAUCUGAAGGAACGUUUCUGGUGGAUAGGAAUGAAGAAAGACAUAGCAAGCCACGUCUCCAAAUUCCUACAUUGUCAACGGGUUAAAGCAGAACAUCAGAGACUUGCAGGAAUGUUACAACCAUUCCUCAUUCCUGAAUGGAAAUGGGAGCAUAUUACUGUAGACUUCAUGGUCGGGCUACAUCAAUCAGUCUUGAAGAAUGAGGCAAUAUGGGUUAUUGUAGAUCGAUUGACGAAGUCAGUGCAUUUUCUACCAAUCAGAAUCAUGUACUCCCUUACUAAGUUCUCCACUGUGUACAUCAAGGAAAUCAUUCGUUUGCAUGGAACCCCAGUUUCAAUCAUAUUUGAUAGAGACCCCCGCUGUGUGUCUCAUUUCUGGAACAAAUUGCAAAAAGCUUUGGGAACCACUUUGAAGUUUAGCACAGCUUAUCACUCGCAAAUUGAUGGCUAUUCUGAUACACGAAGACGGGAUAGAGAAUUUCAAAUAGGAGAUCGUGUGUUUCUAAAGAUCUCACCUACAAGAGGGGUUAUCCGAUUUGGAAAACAAGGAAAGUUAAACCCACGUUACAUCGGGCCAUUCGAGAUACUAAAAAGGAUUGGUUUUGUGGCAUAUUGUUUUGCACUUCCACCCGAAUUGUCUAAUGUCCAUAACAUGUUUCACAUUUCGAUGCUUCAUCGAUAUCCAGAGCAUGUUGUCGAUUAUGAGAACCUGGAGGUUCAAGAAGACCUCUCUUAUGAAGAACAAUUUGUGCAGAUUCUCGAUCGUCGUGAUCAAAUCCUUCGAAACAAGACUAUACCCCUUGUAAAAGUUUUGUGGAGGAAUCAUCGAGUUGAAGAAGCGACAUGGGAAACUGAAAGUCAAAUGCAGGCCAAGUACCCACACCUCUUCGAAAAGUAA